Messenger RNA from Chelonus insularis, 2561 nucleotides. RefSeq names its product intraflagellar transport protein Oseg5 (gene Oseg5). The transcript is spliced from 16 exons. The record is from RefSeq and is a predicted model, not a curated record. Gene Ontology annotation, cellular component: cilium; centrosome; intraciliary transport particle B. The coding region runs from base 161 to 2485 and encodes 774 amino acids. Gene Ontology annotation, molecular function: protein binding. Lineage: Eukaryota; Metazoa; Arthropoda; Insecta; Hymenoptera; Braconidae. Gene Ontology annotation, biological process: cilium assembly.
AUGUCCUUGGUUGUAACGAACGACCAAAGGCGCGCCCUCAGUGCAUUAUUGGAUACGGUGGGGAAAGACGUGUAGAUUGGAAGAACGCGUGGACUUGGCGACGUCGCCAGAGCAAAAGAGAAAGAGAACGAAGAGCUUUACGUAGGAUAAUGCCCGAGGAAUGCGCAUUUCCUGCGGACCGAAUCAAUUGUGUAUGUGUGUAUGCCAAGUUACCUCACGAGGGCCUUUUCCAGGCCAAUGUUUUCGCAAUUGGGAAGAUCACCUUUUAAUAUGUUGGCAUUUAGAUGGUGGAUCUGUUCAUCCAACAACUGUCACAGAAUUCCCUGUUAACUUUUAUCCGACUGAUAUGCAGUGGCAUCCUCGCUCCAUACAAAACAAUGGAACAAGUAUAAAGAAACAAUCACAUGAUAUUCUUCUAAUUACGACCGCUGAUGGAAAAUUCCAUUUAAUAAAUAAAAAUGGUCGUAUAGAAAAAAGUGUUGAUGCCCACAAAGGAGCUGUAUUAAGUGGAAAAUGGAAUUAUGAUGGUUCAGCAUUAUUAACUGCUGGUGAAGAUGGAUUUGUCAAAAUUUGGUCAAAAAGUGGAAUGUUGCGAUCGACUGCGGUUCGUGAAUCGUUACCAAUUUUUGCAAUCAGUUGGAGCCCAAAUUGUAAUACUAUUUUAUAUUCCCAAGGUUCACAGUUAUCUCUCCAAGCUCUCAAUUUUAAUUCAAAACCUCGAAAGUGGCAUGCCCAUGAAGGGUUAGUUCUAUCUGUAUCAUGGAAUAGAGAUAAUAAUUUAAUAAUAUCAGGUGGUGAAGACUGUCGUUACAAGGUUUGGGAUGACAACGGUAAUCAAUUAUUCAGUAGUGCAGCUACUGAAUAUCCUGUAACGUGUGUUAAUUGGUGCCCAAACGGUAAAUAUUUUGCGGUUGGAUCCUACAAUACAAUUAAAUUAUGUGAUAAAACCGGUUGGUCGUAUUCAUUGGAAAAAGUAAAUACCGGUAGUAUCUAUAGCAUCUCUUGGUCUAAUGACAGUACUCAAGUUGCUAUGGCCUGUGGAAAUAGCAGUGUUUUAAUAGCUCAUGUUAUAGACAGGAGGCUCGAGUGGAAUAAUUAUGAAGCUAUUUUAAUAAAACGAAAAAAAAUUCAAAUAAAAGACAUUAUCAAUAACUCUCAAGAAAUACUUGACAUAGCUGAUAAAGUUGUUCAUUUAGAAUUUGCAUUUGAUCAUUUAGUUGUCAUUACGACGAACCAAUGUCAUAUUUAUUCUUCAACUAAUUGGAAUACACCGGUCAUAUUUGAUUUAAAAAAUUCCUCAAUAUCUGCUGUCAUUCUUGCUGAGAAACAUUUUCUCUUAAUCGACUGGAAUUCAAUGACAUUGUAUAAUUAUCAAGGACGUUUGUUAAGUGUACCAAAGUGGAGAGGAAUGACACAAGAGCCACUUUAUCCUCCCUGUAUUGCCCUUUGUUCUGACACCUUGGUUGUGAGAGACCAAACCAACGAAAAAUUGUUACACAUUCUUGAAAUUUCCCACAAUAAACCAAUAACUGAAGCACAACCGCAUUCUCAUACAUGUAACAUCAGUGAAGUGGCAAUCAAUUAUGCUGGAGGACCUCAUGAACGUCAAUUAGCUUUUAUAGAUAUCAAUAGAGAUUUGUUUUUGAUAACUAUUAAAGCGAGUGGUUUUGGAAAGCUUUGUAAAAUAGCUGCAAUGACUCAAAGUAUUGCGUGGGCAAUAGAUUCAAAUAUUCUAACAGCAGUACUAGAUGCUACUCUUACUAUCUGGCUUUGUCCAAGUUGCGUUCAUUACAGUGAUCGAAAAAUGAUUAGAAAGACCCGCAUAGAUAAAGAAAUCAACGAGUUUGGUAAACAACCGCAUAUCGUUAAUGUUAAAAAUGGUACAGUAACAAUACGGCGUGGAGAUGGUGCAUUAAUGUUGAUUUCAUUUUACACAUUUUUCACAACAUUGCAUCAAUAUAUCAUGGAUAGUAAAUGGCAAGAAGCUCUAUCUCUAUGUCGUAUUGCGCAGAAUGAAACUCUUUGGACUUGUAUGGCAGUAAUGGCAACGGAAAAUAAACAAUUAAACGCCGCUGAAGAAGCAUAUGCUGCAAUUGCAAGAUAUGAUAAAGUUGAUUAUAUUCAAUAUAUACAAAAAAUCGAUAACAAAAUUAUAAAAUUGGCAGAAAUGUCUUUACUUUCGGGUGAUUUAUUAACAGCAGAAGGAAUUCUUCUGCAACAUGGUUUCAUUGAUGAAGCAAUACAAAUGAAUCUUCAAAUGUAUAACUGGAAUCGAGCUUUAGAACUCGUCCUAAGACAUAAAAAACCGACUGAAAAGAUUCUUGAAGCGCGAAAAAAGUACCUGUUACUUUUAAAUAAAGAAGAAACAAAUGCUAGUUAUUUAAAUUUAAUGAAUAAAAACGCUCAAUCUGCUCAAUCAAAUAACGCCAUCACAGAACCAGAGAUAAUAGAAACUAAGAAAGAUGACGAAAUUAUUGACGAUUAAAAUACUAAAACUCGUAUAAGUAUUACUAGAGCGCCAAUAAAAAUUGUAACCAGAACAGUAAGUGAUACAAUAUUUU